AUGACUUCUGCUAAUGCUGUUGCUUAUUCGGCAAUUGGCUUAUCACUGUUAAGCUUUAUGAUUAGCAUUUAUUCAUUAAAAGGCUUAGCAUCUAAAAUUGGUGUUAUUAAUGCAAAGAUUAUUGAGGAAGCAAAAGAAUUUCGUGGAUUGGAAAGUUAUAUUCGAGAUGAAUAUCAUUACAAAAUGGCUUCAGCUAGUUUUGACAAUAUUAGGGUUGCAAGACAAGCUCCUCAAUGUCAAUGCAAUCCAAAUAAUCGAUGUCCACCUGGACCUCCUGGACCACCUGGUUUAAGCGGACAGGAUGGAACACCUGGUCUACCAGGACCAGCUGGUGCACCAGGUCUUCCAGGUAACAUGCCAGCUAUUAAUUAUAACUAUGAAGGACGUUGUCGCUCAUGUCCUAAUGGAUCACCAGGAUUACCAGGACCACCAGGACAACCAGGACGGCCAGGUAGCAACGGAUUAAGAGGACCAGCUGGAAAUCGAGGACCAAAUGGUAAUAGAGGAUUACCAGGUCCACCUGGCCAAUCAGGUGAAGCAGCACCACCAGGUCAUCCAGGAGAACAAGGAAUACCUGGUCCACCUGGACCACAGGGAGGAAAAGGAUUACCAGGACCGCAUGGAUUACCAGGACAGCCUGGACCACCUGGUUCGCCGGGACAACCAGGUUUGGGAGGUAAUCAAGGAUUACAAGGACGUCAAGGAACACAGGGACCAGUAGGACAAGCUGGAGCAGAUGGACAACCUGGUUCACCUGGUCAAAGAGGUACACCUGGUACACCUGGUGAAGACGCUGCCUAUUGCCCGUGUCCACACCGACGUAUCGCUAUAUCACUUCAGAAAGCCUAA
Molecule: messenger RNA, 849 nt
Organism: Brugia malayi
Lineage: Eukaryota; Metazoa; Nematoda; Chromadorea; Rhabditida; Onchocercidae
Product: Cuticle collagen 7 precursor, putative
Exons: 3
Coding region: 1-849 (282 amino acids)
Source: RefSeq, a predicted model, not a curated record